GGUUAUGUGGCGCGGCGUCGUCUAGGAUCGGCCCGAGUCAUUAUUCGAUCGACUCCUGAUCACUUAGAUAAGUACCCGUCCCGACCUCUCAUCCCUCUUUUCUAUCCCCAACUUCAUUGUCCCUCCCUCCCACUUCUGACCUCCCAGACCUGCCGUCCCUACCACGGCCUUGUCGUAUGAGCGGCCUUCGGACCUCGUCGACCUUCCACGCGUUUGCUAGGAAGUUACCCACCCCCACCAGCAGCCAUCAGUACAGAGGAUAUUUACCAAGGCAAGUUCGCGCGGUUUUACCCGUCUUCCAACUAUCCUUUGGCUUUGAUACCUUCUCCUUGCGCUACUACACGACAUCUUAGCUCUCCUAUGCGCCCUGUCCCGAGUUAACCCGCUGCCUCUCGCAAUAUAGAGGAAGAACCAUGGCGGCUUACAACAUCAACUCCGUCUUUAAGCUAAACAGCGGGUAUGAAAUCCCGCGCCUGGGCUUCGGCGUAUACCAAACUCCGCCAGAUGGUACCAAGAAGGCCUGUCUUGAGGCGCUCGGGGUCGGCUACCGCCACAUCGACUCCGCUGUCGUCUACCGAAACGAGGCCGGCUGCGGCGAGGCCAUCCGCGAGAGCAAGCUGCCGCGGUCCGAGAUCUUCUACACCACCAAGAUCCCGACCAAGUUUAUGGGCUACAAGGCGGCCAAGGCCCAGAUUGACACGAGCCUGAAGACGGCCGGCCUCGACUACCUCGACCUCGUGCUCAUCCACGCCCCCUACGGCGGAUCUGCUAACCGGAAAGGCACGUGGAAGGCCCUCGUGGAGGCUGUCGAGGAAGGCAAGGUGCGGUCCAUCGGCGUCAGCAAUUACGGCAUCCAUCACCUGGAUGAGUUGGAGACGCACAUCGCGGAGCUUGAGGCGGAGCGGGGUGGUAAGGGCAAGGGCGGAGUCCUGUCGGUGGGCCAGUACGAGAUCCAUCCGUGGUGCGCGCGCAACGAUGUGGCGGAGUGGCUCAAGGCCCGCGGCGUCGCCGUCGAGGCAUACUCGCCAAUCGUACAGGGCACGCGGUUCGGCGACGCGACCCUCGCGCGCCUCGCGGCUAAGUACGGCAAGUCCGAGGCCCAGGUGCUGAUCCGCUGGAGCCUGCAGAAGGGCUAUAUCCCGCUACCCAAGAGCGUCACGCCCGCUCGCAUCGCCGAGAACGCGGCCCUGUACGACUUCGACAUCUCGGCCGACGACCUGGCCGCCCUUGAGACCGACGAGUACAAGCCUGUCUGCUGGGACCCCGUCACGAGCGGCCUCGACGCCUGAUUUAUCUCUUCGCUUUCUCUCCCCGUUGUCCUUCCGCCGUCGGUCGAGAGAUACCUGCUGAGCUUGGGGCUAUGUAACGUAACGUAGGUACCUACUAGCCUCGAGGGUUCGCGAGAGCUGUGUCUCUCAUGUCAUAGAGAAUGAGCCCAUCGGGAUAUAGAUUUGGGCGGACAAAGGGCGUAUACCUCUAUGAUGUAGGUAUGAUUAAAGUAUAAGGCGAAGAAGGGGGACGCGGAGAAAAGUUUUUAAAUCUCGACUCGAACUAUCAGCAUCAAUCAAGAUUGCCUUCUCUGGGGACCCCCCGUCAGUUUAACAUCCAUUUCUAGCUGCAAGCAUCUAGAACACUAUAGGGCCAGCUAGGUCCGAUUAGGCAUGACCAUCGAGCAUCGGAGCUAGUUAAAUAUACGGCACGGGCACGCGCAGGUGUAAGAAAGGGUAGGAGAACGAGAGGGUACCUAGAGGCGGCGUAUGUCCGCACGAUGGAACAUGAUAUUGCGAAUAUCGAAGGCUUCGGCUCUCUCUCUGUCUCAACUUCUUAGCUUCUUCCUACAACGCGGUGCGAGUCGAGGACAUUGUCCAACUCCCCCAUCCAAAAGAACCGCAGUAUGAACUCGAAGCCGGCCACGAACAGACGUUCACUCUGCUUACGAGCCGCCGAUUGCCGAGUGGCGUUGAC
Molecule: messenger RNA, 1965 nt
Organism: Durotheca rogersii
Lineage: Eukaryota; Fungi; Ascomycota; Sordariomycetes; Xylariales; Xylariaceae
Product: aldo-keto reductase
Exons: 4
Coding region: 414-1289 (291 amino acids)
Molecular function (GO): oxidoreductase activity
Source: RefSeq, a predicted model, not a curated record